AUGAAGGAGCCCUAUCUCUCUAUACGAGGGCCCCCUGCAGCCAGGGCCCCGAGUCGCCUCCGAGGAGUUCGCCCGAUUCGAGGGGUGAACGAGACCACGCCGCUACGAGACGUUCAGUCUUCCCACCACGUACACAGCAAGCGCUCCGAAAAUAACAGCUUCCCUUACUUUACCGCUGCCUGUCUGUGCGCCGGAAGUAGUGCCGGAGGUGAGGCCGGACGUUUCCGGUUGUGGAGGCGCAGGCGCAAGCGCAGAGUCGGACUCGGAGCAGCGGCGCGGCACUUGAAGCUGAGGUAUGUGUCUCUUCAGGACCAGAGGUUCCACACUGCUGUGAGAUGUCCCAGGAGCCGGACGGGCACCGAGCACCUGUGGCUAAUGAGGCACUUGAAGGACCCAUUUGUGAAGGCGGCAAAGAUGGAGAGUUAUCGGUGUCGGAGUGCCUUCAAGCUCCUGGAAGUUAACAAGAGGCACCAGAUUCUGCGGCCGGGCCUCCGGGUUCUGGACUGUGGGGCAGCACCCGGGGCCUGGAGUCAGGUAGCCAUACAGAGCGUCAACGCUAUGGGCACAGAUUCCAGCUUACCUGUUGGCUUCGUGCUUGGGGUUGAUCUUCUUCACAUCUCUCCCCUGGAAGGAGCGACUUUUCUCUGCCCAGCUGAUGUGACUGACCCCAGCACCUUCCAGAGGCUUCGGGAACUGCUUCCGGGACACAGGGCGGACGUGAUUCUGAGUGACAUGGCUCCCAAUGCCACUGGGAUCCACAGCCUGGACCAUGACAGGCUCAUUGGCCUCUGCUGGUCCCUGCUAGACUUGGCACCGCUCAUCUUGCCACCAGGGGGCACCUUCCUGUGUAAAACCUGGGCUGGAAGUCAAAGCCAUCGCCUGCAGAAGCGGCUGGCACAGGAAUUCCAGAGCACGAGAACUAUAAAGCCCAGCGCCAGCAGGAAGGAAUCAUCUGAGUUAUACCUAUUGGCCACACAGUACCGCAGAGAACAAGGGCCUGUGGAGGAAUGA
Molecule: messenger RNA, 1011 nt
Organism: Chrysochloris asiatica (Cape golden mole)
Lineage: Eukaryota; Metazoa; Chordata; Mammalia; Afrosoricida; Chrysochloridae
Gene: MRM2
Product: FtsJ RNA methyltransferase homolog 2 (E. coli)
Exons: 4
Coding region: 1-1011 (336 amino acids)
Biological process (GO): RNA methylation
Cellular component (GO): mitochondrion
Molecular function (GO): rRNA (uridine-2'-O-ribose)-methyltransferase activity
Source: RefSeq, a predicted model, not a curated record